Molecule: messenger RNA, 24052 nt
Organism: Loxodonta africana (African savanna elephant)
Lineage: Eukaryota; Metazoa; Chordata; Mammalia; Proboscidea; Elephantidae
Gene: PIEZO1
Product: piezo type mechanosensitive ion channel component 1 (Er blood group)
Exons: 49
Coding region: 15981-23723 (2580 amino acids)
Cellular component (GO): membrane
Molecular function (GO): mechanosensitive monoatomic ion channel activity
Source: RefSeq, a predicted model, not a curated record
GAGGAGCGUGGGGCACUGUGUGGAUGCUAGGUGCUGAAUAGGUGCUGGGUGCUGAACGAGUGCCGGUGCUGGCUGUCUCCCCCUACAGGCUGGCCUCUGCCCUAGGCUCUGGCGGCUCUAGCAGCAGUCUGCUCCACAUCCGUGGGAGGAUUGGCUGGGAGCAUGGUCAGGAGGGGCAUGCAGUCAGUGAGUGUAUCCAUGUGUGGGUGGGGGACUUCCCAGCCUCAGUGACCUCUCCCCAUGGGAAGAAGGACACACUGGGGGUAGGUUCAGGAGCUGGGUUUCACUCUCCAUGCCAAGGGGACUAGGUGGGUGUAUGGGUGGUUGCCCUUUCUUACGGGUGCUAGAACACAGACCUGGGCAGAGGCCAUGGUGGCCAGAGCUGCAGAGCCCCCAGCCAGCUGGUGCUUGGGAAUGGCUUCCUAGAGUCUGUGGGUAAGGGGGCUGUUGGCCAGGCCUGGGUCACCCACUCUUGCCUGCACCACCCUGGCCACCUGAAAUGAAGGCAGCAGUGCCCCCCACCCCAGUCUCCAUGGGCCAGGUCAGUGUGGAGUGAGGAGACAUAUACCUGCCCCGGCCAUGCCAACCCUUAGGCUCUGGCCCUACCUGGCCUUACCUCCACUUGGAUUGUCUGGUAUCUGGAGUCGACACCCACACGAGCACCCCUGGGCCUUCUGGGCCCCAGAGUGAAUUCAAAGGACAGCCGGGCCUGGGGUGGGGGAUGCCCUGAGGCCUCUGCAGGCCUUUCCCUCUUGAUGAUGGAACCUGCAGGCCCUGAGAGCCCAUAAUCAGGGACCAGGAAGGUGCUGUGGUCGGGUGCUGUGGCAGGAGGAAGGUAGAGGGAAGCCAGGCUGGGGUCCACUGGCUUUGGACACAUGACUCAGAGCUGUGCUGUUUCCAUGAGGGUUUGAACAUGGGCCUGGCACCAGCAGGCACUCAGCAAAUGCUAUUUUCAUGUUAAUCAAUAAAAUGAUGCUCAUAUCUUACCAUGUGCGAGCAGCUUGACAUGGGACCUUUCAUUUGAUAACUGUGGACUGGAGCCCCCAUUUUAGAUAAAGAAAAAAAGAUAGACGUGUAAAAAUGGUGUGGUGGAGGCAUCUGGCCUGCUCUAACUUCAUGAGGGAGGAGAAUCACCAUCAGCAUCAACAGUCCAAAGCUAAUUUUUGUGACUUGAGGGUCAAACAUACCUCCACCCUCCAACCUUUUUACCAAUUAUGACACCAGCCAUUCUUCCAUGGCACUCACUGCUUCUCUGCUGGGUUCGAUAAUUCAUUGCAGUGGCCAUACAGGACUCAUAAACUGCACUUACAGUUAUGAGGUUUGUUAGGGAAGUAACAGAUUACAAUUCAGGAUACAACUCUUUGAUCAGGACAGCCUCUUCUCAGCCAUGCCUACAGGCAGAUGUCUUUCUGGCCCUUGGCUUCUCGGUCCCUCAGCCCAGCCUCUGCCCUACUUGGGCAAGUAUUACAAAGCUCCUUAGCUCUGCCCAUAAGGGCUUGGGAGCAUUCCACUCUACCAACAAGCCUUGUGCCCAAAGGUGCUCAGCUCCCUCGCUCUGUGGAUUGGCAAGCCCACCACACCUCUCCUGCCAGUCUCCUGGUUCUGCUGCUUCGGGUUCUCUGCUGCACUUGCUGCCACUUCUUGCUGUCUUGUGCCUUCUCUGAUGUUACAGCUGUCUCCUGGGUCUAGGAAGUUCUCAGUGCAGGGACCCUGGGUCCAAAGGACACACUCUGCUCCCGUCUUCUGGGUGAAGUCCCCCCUUUCACUCCCUGGAAUGGCUCAUCUUAAGCCUACCAGGAUGGCAAAACUGACCAAUCCCUUUGUUAGGGUUCCAUAUGCCCUAUUUGUGUGCUCUCACCCCCACAAUUGUGCCACGCACCUUAUUUGCCUUAUUAGGAAGCUGUACAAUCCCUUGGUGGGCUACGAGCACCUUAUUUGCAUAGUCCCACCCAAUCAUCUGAUGGAACUUACAAGACCAUGGGUAGAAAGGCCAUAUAAAAGCAGUCCAUCACUCCGCAGAUAGAUGGAUAGAUAGUUGCCUACUGUUGAGUCAUGGCAGCUCUGACUCGUGGUGGUGCCCCCAUUACAACAGAAUGAGUCAUUGCCCUGUCCUCUGUCAUCUUCACAAUCGCUGGCAUGGUCAAGUCCAUUGUUGUGGCUGUUGUGCUAAUCUGUCUCACUGAGGAUCUCCCUCGCCCUCACUGGCCCCCUACUUCGCCAAACAUGAUGUUCUCCUGCAGUGAUUGAUCCUUUCUGAUUACAUGUCCAAAACAAGCAAGUUGGACAAUGCUCUGUUGUGAUCCAUAGCUAAUAAUCCCUUAGCUAAUUUUUGGAGGUAGAUCACCAGGCCUCUCUUCUUAGUCUGUCCUAGUCUGGAAGCUCUGCUGAAACCUGUCCACCAUGGGUGACCCUGCUGGUGUUUGAAAUACUGGUGGCAUAGCUUCCAGCAUCGCAGCAACACACAAGCCACCACAGUAUGACAGACUAGAGACACUGUGUACAGAUGAGGAAACUGAGGCUCAGAAAGGAGAAGCUGCAUAGCACGUAUGGGUGGAGCCUACAGCCCAGGCUAUUGUGGGUCCAGAGCCACUACACCGCAGCGCUCAGGGCUAUGUUCUCCCAAGAGGUGACAUCCCGGCACUUUCUGACCUGCCCAUUCCUGCUAGACAAACAUUCGAGUAGUGGCCCAAGAUGGCAGCUGCUCCCUCGCAGACUAGCUUAGGCCCCAGGGGGAGCAGUUGUGCUGAGGUUUGGGGGUUGGCAAACCAGAGCAGGCUCCCACUGCAGGAAGGGCAGAUCAAUCCUGGCCUUCCCUGGGGAGGAGGAGGGGGACGGGCUCUUACCUCGAGGGCAGACCAUCGUGGGGGCCACUCACUGUGGUCUUUGGGGACCCCAACGGAUGUCUGCUGCCAUUGGGAAUUAGAUUAGUUUUCCAUAAAAACAGGAUGGAGUGGGUGUGUCAGCAGCGUGCUCGCCCUUCUCACUCCUGUUUUUCCAGGAACUGAACUUGCAGGCCGUUAGCCGGACCGUCCCUGUCCCCUGGGCAAGGAACAACAGCUUUCAGUUCUUAAGUGGCUGCUUAAUCGGCUCUCCUCCUGGCCCGGGAGCUCAUGACAUUACCCAGAGAUGGUGGGCCAGCCGGGGUGGGAGGAGGGACUGUGAGUGCCAAGGAAAUACCCACCUUGCCAGCUCGGGGAAGGAACAUGUCACGCCAACUCUGGCUGAAGAGCGCGGUUCUGGGCCACGGGGCUGAGCCUGAGUGUUGGGUCAGUGCCAUGCUGGUGGAUGCCUGGGCUCCUCACCCCAGAAAAACACACAUCUGCAGAUGGCGUUGGAGCCCAGGGUCCCCCUCACAAACCUCCAGUCCAGCUCACUGUGAUAAGGGCUGCAGAAGGGGGCUAGACAGGGUGCUGAAAGGAGUGAUGUCUCUGUCUCCUGUGUCAGGAGGGCAGCGGGCAGGGGUCUGAAGUGGGUAGAAAUUUCUGGAUGGUCAGGGGUGGAAAGAACGAUGUGUGUGUGUUGCAUGACCUGCUUUAGGGAAGUGGAUGGGAGUCAGCCAGAGUUUACUUAUUAGGGGUCAUGGACAGACCCUGAAAAACUCUGGGCUCCCAUAGGGUAUAUGGGUUGUUGUGUGGGUGAGGAGAGGCUGAGCACAAGUCUCAGGGCUACCCCAGCAUCCCCUCGCUUUCCUCAUCACCUCAAACCCUGGGAUGGGCAAGAGGCUGCCCUUUCAUGCCCAGUAGUCAGAGACCCUGGCAUCAGAUGCUACCUGGCUCAGCCACUCAUAGGUGGUAUGGCAGCAGUGGGUAACUUUGUCUCCUAGGCCACAGCUAUCCCUUGGUGAAAUGGGGGUGCAAGGGUAUCCCCCAGAGGAUAGCCAUAAAGAUUCUUGUUUGCAAAAACCAAUCACUGCACUGGUGAUGAGAUGACAUGGGGAGGGGAGUGGGGCUCUCCAGAAGGUGGAACCGUUCUGCCCCAGCCCCAUCUCUGCAGACAUGGGAGGCCGGGCUGGGGCCUUGUGCUUUGGGGGUGUCCAAAUUAGAUUUGAGAGCUAAAGAUGCCCAACCCUCUGCCACCAGCAGGUCUGGCUGGCAGCUGGCGGGCUUCGGGUUCUGCUCACCUGGGAAUCAGAAUGCUAGGGCAUUCUGGCCAAGACAGGCCCCGAGGGCCCAGACUGGAUGAGCUUUUCUAUCCAUGCCUCACUGCUCCAGCCAGACUUGCUCCACAGGUCCCACCAGGCUGGGACCUGGCCUCACAGACUCCAGGCUCAGACCACGAGUGCCCACUGGGAAAUGAUCCGGAUGGAAUCCCAGAGCCCAGAGCCCAGAGAGGGCUUUUCCUGGGAGGAUAGCUGGAAUUCAUGACUUUUUCUUUCUGGAAAGGAAGAGGACUAGCAGGGAGAGAUGAGCAGAGACCUUCACUGUAAUCAGAAAAGUUUUAUAUGCUGGGUCAAAUGUAUAUUCGCAGGAAAAAUAUGCUAAAAUCUAGCAAAUGCUAAGUAUGGGAGUGUUGACUUCGGUUUUGUUAUUAUUUCUGUACGUCUCCACAUUUUUAAAACUGUUAAAAGUGAAGAAGAGUGAAAGUUCUGUUGGCUGGUCUGCUAUUUUUCAUGCGAGGGGAGAUUGAGGCCCACUCCCAGGUGGCGAGAGCCCGAGUAUGUGAGCUGGCAGCCCCUUGCCCUGGCCUGAGGCCCACUGCCCAGACCAGCAGCCCUCUUCCUUUGCUGGGGGUGCUCAGAGCAGCUGGGUCAGCCUCAGUUCCAGGGGCUGCUUUCCCAGAUGGGGCCAGGCUGCUCUGUGGGGUGGAGGCUGUGGCGCCGCCCUGCCCACCCUGCUUGUCAGCGAUGGUGUUGAUAUUUCCCCAGUUACUCUGGUGUGCUUGUUGAGUUUCCAGAGAGCCUGUGGGGCCCCAGUAGCCUGUGGGGCCCCAGUAGCCUGCCUGCCCCAGUAGCCUGCCUGCCCCAGUCCUGUGGCCACACCACUGUGUAAAGCCAGCUACGUGGGGCCUCAGAGACAUCCCCGUGGAGCCCCGUCAAGGCGUUGGGCCUGGGAGGCUUACCCAGGCCAGGAGCCUCAGGUCCCCAGGCCUCAGGGCAAGCCCAGCAUGGCAUUUGCCGUGCAGACCCUGGAAGCUGGGCCUGUGACAGAAAUGCCCUAAGGAUGCAUAGGGCACAGGCUUGCAUGUGGCAGCCCUGUGGCACCUCCAAGCUGUGGGCUGGCGUGGAACUCAGACCACAUCCCUGGCUUCUGCACCCUCGUGCAAAGUGAGGGUGGCAUGACAGGGUCUGCAGGGACCAUCACUUGCUCAACCUCCGUUAUGGCCUCACACGGGCUCCAGAGACGCCUACUGUGGCUGGGACCAGGCAGGGCUUUGGUGGACAGGUGCCGGGCCUGGGGUGGACACUAGCAGGGCAUGGUGGCUGUGUCACCAGGGGAACUGAGGCACGGGGGUGGGGUGUGAACGAGGACUAGGCACCACCCUCUACUGUGCAUGCACAGAGGUCGGAGCCCCCUUCCAACGACCUUGGCAAAGCCACCGUCCCUGCUGCCCACAUCACAUCCUUAUCUCUGUGGGGAGUCUGGGUGCUUGGAGUAUGAGUUUGGGGACUGCUUGGCCAGGCUGGUCAGCUCACUGGUGAGCCCCACUCUUUGUCCUGCCUGCAGGAGGAGAUGGCUGGGUGGCAUUCCAGCUGACACUCAGGCCUGUGCUGUGGGUAGAUGUGGUCCCUAGAGAGCAGGGCCACUGUGACCCACCCUGGGCAAUUUGCAAAAGCUAGACUGGACAGGCCAGGAGAUGUCAGGUGCUGUGGGUGGCUGAGUCACAGGGUGGGGCCUCUGAGUCAGCACCCCAGCCUCACGUCCUCAUGCCCAGAGUGAGAAGAAGGCAUGGGGUGGGCAGCUCUGCCUGGGUGGGACACCCAUGUUUGGAAUGGCUGCCCUGGCCAGAGGGUGGCCACCCAGAAGUCUCAAAAACCCAGCAGCUCUUAUUAAGUCCUAUGUUGCCCCCUCUGGACCAGCCACAGUGGCCAUUCUUGCUAAAGGGACACAGUCCCUGCCUUGCGGAAUACAGGACUAGGACGGGGCAGCCACCAGAGCACAGGAAGGACAAGGUGACUGGGAAUGGGUGUAAUGAGACAGUUGCUGCUGCUUUAGGAGCUGUCACAAGCUACACUAAUGGGGUUUUAAGUCAUGCUUCAAAGGACAGGCUUGGGCAAGUGAAGCUUGGUGAAGAAUUGUUACUUCCUCCUCCUACUUCUGAGGUCACCCACCUGCUUCCUCCCAGCUCUUAGGGCAGCAUUUUGUGGGCCCCGAGUGUACAUCACAGCCCCAGAGGGCUUGCUGAAGACGUGCUUUGCUGAGGCUCUGCCUCAGGAAGUCUGGAAGAGCCCUGGGAAUCUGCAUUUCCUGCAGGUCCCAGGUGAUGCUGGUGCUCCAAGUCCAUGGAACAGACCUUACUGAGCUUUGGAGUGUGAAGAACUUGGUGGAAAGCCCUUGCCAAACAGUAGCUGAAAGGACCUCUGUGAGGACAUUGUCCCCUAAGAUGAGACCUUGGACCACAUGUGGCUGUACUGUGUCCCAGCAGGCCCCACCUCAUCACCUGCCUACCACUCGACAGCACACUAGCCUCCCUGGACCUCCCAGGGAGUCCUGUGCAUUUCCACCACAGUGCCUUUGCACUGGAUGUUCCCUGCCUUCACCCAACCCGAUUGUCGGGCCUGGGGAAGGGCCAGCUCCGGUAUCAGCCCACAGGGAAGCCUUCCCUGGGGACUGUCUCAGGGCAUCCGCUCUGCCCCUCAUACACACAGCUGUGUCUUCAUUGUUAUCCACAUUUGUCCUUGUGUUUAUUGACUUGUCUUUCCCAGAACGUGAGCUUGGUCGGCAGGGACUUUGUUCUCUCCUCUUGGUACCACCAGGCUAUGUGGCCAGUACACGAUAGGUCCCCUUCCCAGGACCGAGCCAGCCCCCUGCUUGACUAGACGUGAGGGCUGCGUCCAUCAACUGCCCUUAGUGGGUGCCCCACCCUCCGCCACCCCUCCCUGCCUUGUUAGCCUGCCUCCCAUCACCGGCAGAGAUGGUGGCCCAGAUAAGAGGCCUGGUUUCCUCCAACCUUUUGAGAUGGGGGGUAGGUGCAUGGGCCUGGGCCCGGGAACACACACCCCUAGUGCCCUUGUCCUUGUGGAGAGACGGCUUAGGCGCCAAGUAAACACCAAGGCCUCUGGGCACUGGGUGACACUCUGAUUGUUUGCUAGGGGUGCAGCCCCCAGUCUGAAGCUGAGUCUGGCAUGGGCGAUAUGGGAGAGAGGGGGUUCUCAGCUCAUCCUGUGGAGCCAUCCUCAUCUCCAGACAAUUGGGUGGGGGUCUUCACUGACCACCUGUGUACUAAGGAUGGGGCUGCAGGAAGAUCAGUCUCUCUGCUCCCUACCCUCUGCUGUUCUAGCUGGCAAGCCUUGGCCCAGGCGUGAGGGCCGUAACCAUCAGCAAGGCCCCUCUGCAGGCCACCUCCCCCUGGCCCUCUGCCCCCAUCCCUGGUAGUGCUGGUGCAGAGCUUUGGCCUGAGUCCUGUCCUCUCCUGCUAGCAGUCCUCCCAGGGAUGGGCUCCCCCACUGCCUGGGUCCCCUCGUUUGUAAAACAGGGUGGUAGCCCACCUCCUGGGCAAGUGUGAGGUCACAGGGCUGAUGAGAAGUGUGUAUAAUGCCAAGGCUCAUCACAGUGGACUGGGGAGACCAGCCAGAGACGUGGAAUCCAGCUCAGCAUUUUCCCUCUCCUAGUGACCUUAGCCUCCCAGGGCAGGGGAUAUCCCUCACCCACUUGUCCACAUGGCAUGGCCCACCUCCUCUUUCCCCAUACCAUCAGUUUGUCCCCAUCUAUCCCUCCUGCAGUGAUAACCGUAGCCCUGGGCAGCUGACACAAGAGCCCUUCUCAAACAGCCUUGGGCUGAGUAUGUGGGAGAGGCAGGAGCCAGCAGUUGCAGGGUAGGGGUCUGCGUGCCUUGGGUAUCCCUCUGUGUGAGCCCGCAGGCCACCUCUGCUGGCACCUCCACACUUCAUGGAUGGCGGUGAGAGAGGGGGUCUGCCCCGUUCACGUGAGCAGUAAAACCAGGUCUCCUGGCGCCGUAGUCAUUGAACCCCAAAGGCCCGGCGCAUGGGUCCCUGGCCAGGCUCCAGUCAGGUGACAAAGUGUUCUCUUCGCCCAUUCUCCUGCCUGUGGGCUGCCCUCUCGCUUCCAAGCACUGUGUGUAUGUGUGUAUGAGAGAGAGAACCCCCUGAAGUGCAGGGCCGGGGAACCUUGGGCCUGGCCCUUCGGGAUGGAGCGUGAGCCUCUUCUCAGGCCGUUGGUCUGUCCCGGGCCACACGAGCACAUGCUUGAUCCCUUGGACACUGUCCAUCUGAGGACUUCAGGCAAACGGCCUGGGAAGUGACAGAGGUUCAUUCAUCGAUGGUCUCUGGCAUUUUUUUUUUCUUUCUUUCAAAACACCUUUGUUGAGCAUCUGUUAUCUUCAGUUGCUAGAAUACAGACCUUUGAUAAGGUCCUUGACCCCAAGUAGCACACCAUCUGUGGAGGAGGAUGAAUCUCUGGCAUUUUGAGCUUUGUAAACUAAAUUGCUGUAGGAACUUGUGAGUCUUGCCAUCCUCCAAAGAAGGAGUGGAGCAGACUCUUUUCUUUGUAUUUCUCUCAGGUUACCAUGUGUCUGAGAGCAGGAAGAGGGUCAGGGGCCAGAGAAUGCCAUGCAAGGCCACCCCCAGCCACCGUCCAGUGCAUUGUGAAAGCGAAACCCCAUAAACAUGACCGUUUUGUAGCCAGGGCUGGGUUAGUGAGAGGACAGAGAGCUCCCUGCAAGUGCUGGGUGGGGUCCAGGGUGGGAUUCUGUGGAAGGCGGGAUGGGCAGAGCCUCACACUGGGUGCAAUGAAGUGCAUUGGCUCUUAAACGUUGGGUUUGGGUUUGGUUUCAUACUUUGCCUUUUGGGGAAGCAGGUGUGGCUUCAGGGCCUUUUGGAGUUAAGGCAUUGGCCUGGCAAAUCCGGCCAAGGAGCCUGAAGAGAGGAAGCUGGGUGCUGCCCAAGCUCCCAUGCCUCAUCUCCCUCCUCUUCUUCCUCCUCUUCUCCACCUGUCCCACCCAUGGAAGCACCAGCAGGGAAGUGUUUAUGGGUCCUGGGUGCUGGGUGCUGCCUGGUUCCUGGGUGUCGAUUUUGGGUGAUGAGCAAAGGCAGGUUUGAGCAGAGGAUGACUGAGAGUGGUCGGUGCUUUGGGGGCUAAGCUGGCACGUGGCAGGCUUGGCCCCAGCUGUGGGCAGCUGUGCUGACAAGAAGGGUCUAGGUGGAGUUGGGGCCUUGGGGCAGGGGUCCCCCCAUCUGGAAGUCCCCAGUGUCAUCUGCCCUCCCCCAGCCACUCUCUUGGUGUGCUCCCCCAGGCCCCACUCUUGGGGACUCUGAGAUGUCAGGCUGAACUGUCUCUCUAAACACCAUUGCCAUCCUCAUCCCUGAGACCAUAUGGGAAUCUGAGGGGAGCUCCCCACACGAGCCAGGCCUCACCAGCCUCCAUUCUUCAGAAAGAUGAGGUUCACCCAGUCCCCACUCCACUACAUUGGUUCUUAAACAUCAGGUUUGGGUUUGGUUUCAUACUUUGCCUCUUGCGGGGAGGUGUGGUCUCCGGAGCCCUUUGGGGUUGUAAGCUGUCACCCUGGCGGCUCCUGCCAAGGAGCCAGGAGGGAGAGCUGGGUGCUGCUCAGGCUCCCCUGCCCCAUAGCCUUCUUCCUCUUCUUCUCCACCCAUCUCACUCUCGGAAGCAUCAGCAGGGAAGUGUUUAUGGGUUCUCGUCCAAGCCAAAUAAGGCUGAGUGCACGCUUACCCAGGGUGGAGCGGGGUGUGGGGACUGCUAUGCCCUGAGCACCGGGAGACACCCUACCCUACCCUGGGCUCCAUUUGGCCUCCUCAGAGUUCCGCACGCAGCUGGCUGGUGGGCAGAAGAGCCAGGCCCUUGAGGUGCCCAGCCCAAGUCAGGACACUUGGGUCCCAGUCUUGCCAUGUUGCUCACAUGUGCCAAGGACCCCAUGACAGGCGCCCCCUGGUCCCUUCAGACCUUCAGUGCAUUCCCAGGCACACAUGGGGGCCCUUACACGCGGGCCUGUGCCUGUGCCUUCACAGGGUCUGAAGUGUCUCCACAUGCACAUGGGUCCCCUGGAGACACACAGGCAGGGCACACUGCAGCCUGGGGCCACAGGGAAACAGCCUGUGUCUGCUGAAGAGCUGAGAGUCCACUGCAGAGGAGGGGAUGGUGAGGCCAGUAGGACCAAUUGGUGCUCUCACCUUGUGCUGGGUGAUGCUCACUGCAGUAGUCCUGUGAGGUGGGACAAUUAAGGUCCCACUUAGCAGUGGAAGAAACUGAGGCACAGAGAGGCCGAGUGGUCACACCAAGCAAGGAGAGAGGAUUGGUCCUCUUGGGCACGCCCAGCACUUGUUUGUCUGCCUGUGCGUCUCCAGGGGACCUGUGUGUGUGGAGACACCUUCUCCAGAGCUUCUGUGAGGAGCGACCCCUCUGGGCUAUGGGAUGGGGGUCUGGCUUUUUUAAAUGCUGUGUUUGCCAAAGGCAGGAGGGGAAACUGAGUCACACUAAGAGCCUCACUCUAUGGGUGGGACAGCACUGGGGGAGGGAGCCAGGAAUGGGGGGGACCCUGGGUGAUGGCAGGCAGGAGCUGAGCACCAGGAGAGGUUGGGGUGCAUCCUGUGCUGGGGCACAGCCAAGCCACAGCUGGGGUACAGACAGGGCCCAGCUUGCUGGGGACAGCAGAGCCCCUGGGUAGGGGGUAGAAGUGUCAGAGUGGUGACCAGAGCAGAGGGGGCCCACAGCGAGUGCUGCAUCAUCUCCUGUGCCCUGGCCCUUCCUUGUGGGAGGAGAGACGAGGUCUGGGAGGCCCAACCGCCUGCUACCUGCUGCAUGGGAUCUCCUGAGUAGCCUUCUGGGACUGCCCCCUUGGGGGUUUCUCCUCUAGCCGACUUGGCAGUGAAGUCACGGUCCACGCCACUUCUUGGCACUUAAACUGGCAAGGCUACUCAGGUGGGGACAGGCACAGGGAGUGUUUGGAAGGCUCUGGCUUGGAGUCAGGUGUCUGCACUUAACCCCACUUCGCCUCACCAAAGCCCUCCCCUUGCAGAGCCUCUCCUCACCGGAGAAAUGGGGGUGCCACAGGGCAACCAGGAGGCACGGCCAGGGACCUGUGGUCAUUCCUAUCUGGCUGGCUGGCCUCUUGCUCUGUCUCCCUCGAGGCAGACAGCAGGGAGGGCAGGAGGGCUGGCAUCUAAUGGCCUCUGAGACCCCUUAUAUCCACUUCCAUUUCACCUUCCAGGGCUGGCCCAGCAACCUGGCCCUUCCUGCUCAGGUCCCCUGGCCAGGAUGGGAGGCUCGCCAACCACCUCCUGCCUGCUCUGUGCCAGCUUGCCUGCAGGGCUGAUGGCGGAGAUGGAGUUGGGGAGACCAUCCAAGGCCGCCCCAUCUCACAGACUCCCUUGACUGCCCCUGGUGAGCUGGGCUUGGGGAGGUUGGCGGGGGUGGGCCUCAGUGGGGCCCUUCACCCUCUGAACCUCAGUUGCCUCAUUCGAGAAGGGGAUGACGAUAAUGGCUGGAGGUAACAUGUUGUCAGUGCUGGCGAGCCUGGGCAGGGAGUGUUCCACCAGCCCAGAUACCUCCACCUGCCUGGGGUACAUGUUGGACCCUGCAGCAGUGUGCCUUCUUUCUCUUUCCCCGGGCUGUGUCCCAGGAACUUAGUGUGUAAGAUAGAUGAACGUACUCGUACUUGGGGUGAGGGCGUUAUUCCACAACCCCCGCGGGAGGCUUGCUGGAAAUAUCAGCUGGGAAGCCUUCCUCUGGGGCUGCGUGUGUCUUUGUGGGCGCUGGGCACUGUCCCCCCUCCCCUGCCCUCCGCCCUCGUUGGGGAUGAAGUGGCGCGUGUCCAGAGUGCCUCCCACACCCUCCUCUCUGACCCCAUUCCCUUUGACUCCUCUUCAAUUUCUCCCUUUUGGCAGAUAGAGCUUCUGGGAGAUUCUUCCCCUCCUCCCCGCCUGGGGGUGGGGCGUGGAUGGGAGCGGAAGUGCCAGUCUCAGCUCGGGGGCGCCCCCAGCCCCAGCCCCCUCCCAGGUUAGAAGGCGCCUUUGCUACAGUAGAUGGAACUCUGGCCGGCGGCAGCCGUGUCCCUGGAUGGUGCUCCAGAGCUGGCAGGCUGCCUCUGGAGAUGGCCCGCCCCUCCCAACUGCUCAAACCUAGCCCCAUUGCCCCUUCCAAGGGCAGCCUUUCACAGCUAGGCCAGGGGCAAACGCCCUGAGUGUGGGCACGCCUCCUGGGAAACUCCCAUCUCUACCCGGAUGGCCUCAUACCUUGGCCAGCCCCGCCCCCCACAGUCCUUUACAGACCUAGGUCUGCUUACGGAGCUGGCAGGAGAGGUUGGAGGAAGAUGUGUCCUGUGAAUCUACCCCCUGGUCCCCUGGAGCUGAGUUUCUACUGGAGGGAGCACCGCAAGGUGGUGAACAUGGGGCUCCAGGGGAAGGAGGGAGCAGGGCAGGAAGGCAGCACGCCUCCCCAGGUGGCUGGAAGGGUCAUCUGGGCAGGAGAGCAGCCAGGACCUGUGGUGUCCUACUGUGUUCCCGCUGCCUAAUUUGGCCUGAUGGGUGGAGCCAGGAAGAUGCUGGGUCUUCACAGAGAGCUGGGCGGACUUUCACCUUGUUGUAGCGGGUGGGGGUCCUAUGCAGAGGGAGGGCAGGAAGAGCCCUGGAGGGGAAGAGCCCUGGAGGGGCAGCAUGAGGCUGGUGCUAGAGGAGCCAGAGGGUGGAGACAAGCAGGCUCACUCAGAACUUGGGGCCCUCACUGCCUGUUGGUCUGCAGGGCCAUGACCCCAGCCUUAUGGGUCAGACCCAUGAGAGGCUGGCUGAGCUCAACAUUCGGCUGGGUACUGUCGGGAGCUCCUGUUUCACUGCCGCAAUCCGGAACACAGUCCCCUUAAGAUGCUUCCUCCUGGCCUCAGUGCUUCCCUCAGCCUGAGGCCCAGCUCCAAGGGGGGCAGGUCUGCCAUUAGCACCCUAUCCAGUCCAGCUGUGAGAGGGCUUGGGGCUUGGCCUUCCUGAUUCCCCAGGUUGGCAGGGUCUUGGCUAGAUGCAGCCUGGAGGAUGGGGUAGGGGGGCUGCAGCUCUCUGGCCCCUCUGUGCACAUAGCCCUUCACCAUUUCAGAGGCACCCUCAGCCUCACUUGGCCUCACUGCGGUUCAGCAGGUGGGCAGCACUGCCCAGUGCACCCUGGGGGAGCCGGUGCCUUCCCCUGCCCCUCCAAGCUCCACAGGGCUGUGCCCACCAACAGUGUGUCAGGUGUAUGUCACACUGGGAGGUGGGUGGGCCUUGAGUGGACCGUGUAUCCUGGUUUGUGACCGACACUUCUGCCUGCCUUGUGUGCUCCAGCUCUGGCCUUAGAGGAGAGAGGAGUGCAGGGCUCCUACAAGAGUGAGUAGUUGGCACAGGCUUCGGAGAGCACCAGGCAUGGAGUGGUGGUAGGAUGGCAUCGUCAUCACAGGGCUGCAGGCCGCGAAUGUGACUGGCUCUGCUCCCUCGAUCGCAGUUCUCUUCGGCUCUCCACAUGUCCACCCAUCUGGCCCCACGUUAGCCUUUGCGCCCAUCUAUUAGGCCUCUGUCAGAACACCUUCCCUGUCAGCUCCUGCCUAAAUGUCACUUUCUCCAGGAGCCCUCCCCAGUGCCUGCCAGGUCUAGAGUCCUAUCACAGGCUUUUGCACACUGUCACUGGCUCACUAUUACUUAUUCUGUGCCAGGUAUCCCUGGAAACAAGGACCUGACAGAAUAAUAGAACCCUUAGUAGAAAGUUACUCAGAUGGGUGAGUGGGUGGAUGGAUAGACAGACAAAAGGAUGGAUGGGUGGGUGGAUGCAUAGAUGGAGCCCUGGUGGCACAGUGAUUAAGUGCUCGGCUGCUAACUGAAAGGUCAGGGGUUCAAGCCCACCAGCUGCUCUGAGGGAGAAAGAUGUGGCAGUCUGCUUCCAUAAAGAUUUACAGCCUUGGAGACCCUCUGGGGCAGUUCUCUUUCCUACAGGAUUGCUAUGAGUCGGAAUCUACUCGCUGGCCCACAACAACAUGGAUGGAUGGGUGGGUGGGUAGGUGGAUAGAUGGAUGGAUGGGCAGACAAAGGAAUGGAUAGAUGGUGGAUGGGUGUCACCUGGAUGGAGAGCUCUAACUGGGCUGGUACAUACAGGGAGGGUGUGGAGGGAGAGAGGCAGAGCCCAGCAGGCUGGAAAGUGCAGCUCUGGAGACAAAAAGGAACUUUAGAAGCUUUUGCCGUAAGUGUGCUUCCCUCCUGCCUCUUGGGCCAGAUCAGAUUGAUUUUUUUAAUGAAAAUGUGUAAUUGUUGAAAAGUUUAGAUUUAAGCUUUGAGCUGAUCGCUAUAGCUAGCAUCUGUAAUGGAAGGAGGUGGCAUCAUGACUUUAGGGGCAACUUCUGGGAGGGGUGGCGUCCCAGGGGGCAGGGGUUGGUGCAGUGUCCUGAAAGGAGGGGAUAGCCUGGAGACCAGAUGGUUCCCAUAAGUCUUCAUGAAGCUGAGCACCUCUGGCCGCAGCAGCGCCAACCCUAUGGGUUCUUCCAUCUUUCCUUGUUUCUGGGGUGGAAAACGGCUUAGACUGUGAGUUGUAGAAGGGAAGGGCCUGCAUUUCUGAGCUCAUCCUGUGCUGCAGGACUGGACUCGGCCUUUGUGUCAUGUUUCCGUUUAACCCUCUGGAGCACUUUUGGGGGCAGGUCAUGUUAACCCUGUUGUGUUAACCAGGCUUCUCCAGAGAAACAAAACCAACAAGAUAUCUAUAUGUCUGUAUAGGAAUCCCCAGGUGGUACAAAUGGUUCAUAUGCUUAGCUGCUAACCCAAAGGUUGGAGGUUCAAGUCCACCCAGAGAUGCCUCAGAAGAAAGGCCUCGUGAUCUACUUCUAAAAAAUCAGCCAUUGAAAACGCUUUGAAACACAGUUCUACUCUGACACACAUGGGGGCACCAUGAGUUGGGGUUGACUUGACAGCAUUUGGUUUACAGGUAUACCUAGAAAGGUAUUUUAAGGGACAGAGUGUGGAGGUGGAAAAUAGGCCCCCUCUGAGGAGACUGCUUUUCUGGAAUCCAGGCUGUCACCAGCUACUCCUCACCUGGUGUCUUAGUCAUCUAGUGCUGCUAUAACAGAAAUACCACAAGUGGAUUGCUUUAACAAAGAGAAGUUUAUUCUCUCACAGGCCAGUAAGCUAGAAGUCCAAAUUCAGGGCAUCAUCUCCAGGGGAAGGCUUUCUAUCUCUUGGCUCUGGAGGAAGGUCCUUAUGAUACAUCAGUCUUCCAUUGGUCUGGGAGCAUCUCAGCACAGGAACCUCAGGUCCAAAUGAUGCGCUCUGCUCCUGGUACUGCUUUCAUGGUGGUAUGAGGUCCCCAUGUCUCUCUGUUCACUUCUCUCUUUUGUAUCUCAAAAGAGAUUGGCUUAAGACAAUACCUAAUCUUGUCGACCUCAUCAGUAUAAUAGCCCGUAAGCCAUUUUAUUACAUCAUAGUGAUAGGAUUUACCACAUAUCGGGAAGUCACAUCAGAAGAUAAAAUGGUAGACAAUCAUACAAGGGAAUCAUGACCUAGCCAAGUGGACAGAUAUUUUGGGGGGACACAGUUCAAUCCAUGACACCUGGUUACAAGGGUUUGGGUCAGAGGCCGGGCUGUCCGGGGGGAUCAGGAUUUUGUAGUGAGGGCUGGCUUCCCACAGCCUCUGCUUCAUCUCUGGUUGCUGGGUGGGCAAGGCUGGGGCCAAGGACAGUGUAGUCUGUGGGUAUGCCACAUACUGCCUGCAGCCUUUGGGCCAAGAGAAGGCCAAGUGGGACCCCAGUUCCCUGAUAAUGGGGCCCGAGUUGGAACAGAAACCCCUUGUGGCUUCACAACUCUUGUUUGGUGCCUAUAAGUGGGGAAUGCUUGUGUGUUGUGGGCAUGCUACAUGCAUAGGGGUACAGCCACACGAGGCAGGAGCAACUCUGUGUUGGGUGGGUCCUCUGGCAGGCAGGGGCUGGCUGUCACCCUGCUGUGCCCCUUGGUAACCCCUCUCUUCCCUGCAGCCUGCCUGUCCCGCAUCAAUGCCCUCUCACUGGUCUACCUGCUGUUCUUGCUGCUGCUACCCUGGUUCAAGGGCCCCACCCCGCAGAGCAUUCGAGGUCACACUGGCCGCCUCCUCCGUGCCCUGCUGUGCACCAGCCUCCUCUUCCUGGUGGCCCACCUGGCCUUCCAGAUCUGCCUGUACACGGUGCCCCGCCUGGACCAGCUUCUGGGCCCCAGCUGCAGCCCCUGGGAAAUCCUCUCCCGGCAUAUUGGGGUCACGAGGCUGGACCUGAAGGACAUCCCCAACUCUGUGCGGCUUGUGGCCCCCGACCUGGGCAUCCUCGUGGUCUCCUCUGUCUGUCUCGGCCUCUGUGGGCGCCUCACUCGGAAAGCCCAGCGGGCCUCACACUCCUGGGAGCUGGACAAUGACGAGAGGGAAGUGGACCCCAGCCCCGCAAUGGGCCUGUGGGGCGCACCUCUGCCAUCACCCAAGCAGAGGUCACGGCUGGCUGCUCGGUUCCGCGUCACAGCCCACUGGCUACUCGUGGCUGCAGGGCGGGCCCUGGCCAUCAUGCUACUAGCACUGGCAGGCAUUGCCCAUCCCUCGGCCCUCUCCAGCGUCUACCUGCUGAUCUUCCUGGCCAUCUGUACCUGGUGGGCCUGCCACUUCCCCAUCAGUGCCCAGGGCUUUAAUGCCAUCUGUGUGCUGGUGGGCUGCUUUAGCGCUGGCCACGUCCUCUGCCUCUACUGCUACCAGGCGCCCUACGCCCAUGAGCUUCUCCCACCCACUGGCAUCUGGGCCAGGGUGCUUGGUCUCAAGGACUUGGUGCAGCCCACCAACUGCUCCAGCCCCAAUGUGCUGGAACUGCACAUUGGCCAUGACUGGCCCAUUUACGUGAGCCCUGGGCUGCUACUGCUUCUCUACGGCACUGUCACCUUGCUGCUCAAGUUGCGACACCCACACCACACCCAGAGGAAGGAGGCAGCCAGUGAGGAUGAGGAGCAGGAGGUGGAGCUGACCGAGGUGGACCAGUGGCCCAGGGGCCAGGUGCAGGCUGCUGCCAAGGAGGAGGAGGCCCACGUGAGAGGCCUCGGCCAACACAUGAUGUCCCCUGUGGCGGAAACGGAUGCUGACAACUGCAUCGUGCACGACCUGACGGCCCAGAGCCCUGUCCGGCAGCGCCCCUUGCAUUACAGGCCUGCCAAGCACAGAGAGCAAUCCCCCCUGCACGGCCUAGGCCACCUCAUCAUGGGCCAGAGCUACGUGUGUGCCCUCAUAGCCAUGAUGGUGUGGAGCAUCACUUACCACAGCUGGCUGACCUUUGUGCUGCUGCUCUGGGCCUGCCUUAUCUGGACAGUGCGUAGCCGCCACCAGCUGGCCAUGCUCUGCGCGCCCUUCCUGCUGCUCUAUGGGCUGACGCUGUGUGGCCUGUGCUACGUAUGGGCCAUGGACCUGCAGCCUGAGCUGCCCACCAUGCUGGGCCCUGUCAGCCUGCGCCAGCUGGGCCUGCAGCACACUCGCUACCCCUGCCUGGACCUUGGUGCCAUGCUGCUCUACACCCUCACCUUCUGGCUCCUGCUGCGCCAGUUUGUCAAAGAGAAGCUGCUAAGGAAGGCGCAGCCCCUGGCCACACUGGCGGAGGUUACCGUGGCAGAGUCAGGUGAGCCAGGUGGGCCGAGGGUGGGAGGCCCCCACCUGCCUACCCUGGAGGCCACACUGCCCUCCUCCUGGUGGCCCACAGAGCCCACGCAGACACGGACGCUGCUCCAGAGCCUGGGGGAGCUGGUCUCUGGCGUGUACGCCAAGUACUGGAUCUACGUGUGUGCUGGCAUGUUCAUCGUGGUCAGCUUUGCUGGCCGGCUUGUGGUCUACAAGAUCGUCUACAUGUUCCUCUUCCUGCUUUGCCUCACCCUCUUCCAGGUCUACUACAGCCUGUGGCGGAAGCUGCUCAAGGUGUUCUGGUGGUUGGUGGUGGCCUACACCAUGCUGGUGCUCAUCGCCGUCUACACCUUCCAGUUCCAGGACUUCCCCGCGUACUGGCGCAACCUCACUGGCUUCACGGAUGAGCAGCUGGGCGAUCUGGGCCUGGAGCAGUUCAGCGUGUCUGAGCUCUUCUCAAGCAUCCUCAUCCCUGGCUUCUUCCUGCUCGCCUGUAUCCUGCAGCUGCACUACUUCCACCAGCCCUUCAUGCAGCUCACUGACCUGGAGCACGUGCCUGCUCCCGGAGCCUGCCCCCAACGCUGGGCCCACAGGCAGGACAUGGUGAGCGGGGCCCCGUUGCUGCAGCAGGAGGAGGUGGCGAUGGCCCCUGGGGAUGAGGGGCUGAGCAUGGCUGGCCCCCUCCAGGCUAAGCAGAGCCCCGAAGCCCCAGCCAACAAGUGGGGCCUGGUGGCAGAGCGGCUGCUGGAGCUGGCGGCCAGCUUCUCGAAUGUGCUGGCCGGUGUACAGGUGUUUGUGCGGCGCCUCCUGGAGCUGCAUAUCUUCAAACUGGUGGCCCUAUACACCGUCUGGGUGGCCCUGAAAGAGGUGUCGGUGAUGAACUUCCUGCUGGUGGCGCUGUGGGCCUUUGCCCUACCCUACCCCCGAUUCCGGCCCAUGGCCUCCUGCCUGUCCACCGUGUGGACGUGCAUCAUCAUCGUGUGCAAGAUGCUCUACCAGCUCACCGUCGUCAACCCCCAUGAGUACUCCAGCAACUGCACCGAGCCUCUUCCCAAUAGCACCAACCUGCUGAAGGCGGAGAUUAACCAGUCCUUGCUGUACCGAGGGCCCGUUGACCCCGCCAACUGGUUUGGAGUGCGAAAGGGCUUCCCCAACCUGGGCUACAUCCAGAACCACCUGCAGAUCCUGCUACUGUUGGUGUUCGAGGCCAUCGUGUACCGGCGUCAGGAGUACUACCGCCGCCAGUACCAGCCAACCCCACUGCCCGCCCAGGCUGUCUGUGCCAAAGGCACCCGCCAGCGGCUCGACCGAGACCUGCUCAGCUGCCUCAAGUACUUCGUCAACUUCUUCUUCUACAAAUUUGGGCUGGAGAUCUGCUUCCUGAUGGCAGUGAAUGUGAUCGGGCAGCGCAUGAACUUCAUGGUCAUCCUGCAUGGCUGCUGGCUGGUGGCCGUCCUCACCCGCCGGCGCCGUGGGGCCAUCGCCCGCCUCUGGCCCAACUACUGCCUCUUUCUCACACUCUUCCUUCUCUACCAGUACCUGCUGUGCCUGGGUAUCCCGCCCGCCCUGUGCCUGGACUACCCAUGGCGCUGGAGCCAGGCCAUCCCCAUGAACUCCGCUCUCAUCAAGUGGCUGUACCUGCCUGACUUCUUCAGGGCCCCCAAUUCCACCAACCUUAUCAACGACUUUCUCCUGCUGCUCUGCGCCUCCCAGCAGUGGCAGGUGUUCGUGGCCGAACGUACUGAGGAGUGGCAGCAUGUGGCUGGUGCCAACACUGACCACCUGGAGCCACUGCGAGGGGAGCCCAACCCUGUGCCCAACUUCAUCCAUUGCAGGUCCUACCUGGACAUGGUGAAGGUAGCCGUCUUCCGCCAUCUCUUCUGGCUGGUGCUGGUGGUGGUGUUCAUCACGGGGGCCACCCGCAUCAGCAUCUUUGGCCUGGGCUACCUGCUGGCCUGCUUCUACCUGCUGCUCUUUGGUACCGCGCUACUGCGUAAGGACACGCGCGCCCGCCUCAUGCUGUGGGACUGCCUCAUCCUCUACAACGUCACCGUCAUUGUCUCCAAGAACAUGCUUUCGCUCCUGUCCUGUGUCUUCGUGGAGCAAAUGCAGAGCAGCUUCUGUUGGGUCAUCCAGCUCUUCAGCCUCGUGUGCACCGUCAAGGGCUACUAUGACCCCAAGGCGAUGGCGGGCAAGGACCAGGACUGCGCACUGCCCGUGGAGGAGGCCGGCAUCAUCUGGGACAGCGUCUGCUUCUUCUUCCUGCUGCUGCAGCGCCGCGUAUUUCUCAGCUACUACUUCCUGCACGUGGCCGCUGAUCUCCAGGCCACCGCCCUGCAGGCCUCCAGGGGCUUCGCCCUGUACCACGCAGCCAGCCUCAAGAGCAUUGAUGCCCACCGCAGGGCAGAGGAGAAGUCCCUGGCCCAGCUGAAAAGACAGAUGGAGCGCAUCCGUGCCAAGCAAGAGAAGCACCGGCAAAGCCGUGCGGACCAUGACCUCCCCAAGGACCUCGGGGACCCUGGCCAGGAGCCAGGGACCAGGAGUCCAGGGGGCGCCUCCCCGCCACAGAGACAGUGGUGGCGGCCCUGGCUGGACCACGCCACAGUGAUCCACUCAGGGGACUACUUCCUGUUUGAGUCAGACAGUGAAGAGGAGGAGGAGGCACAGCCCGAGGAUACCAGGCCAUCAGCACAGAGCGCCUUCCAGAUGGCGUACCAGGCUUGGGUGACCAAUGCCCAGACAGUUCUACGGCGGCGGCGGCAGGAGAGGGCACAGGAGAGGCAGGCACCAGUGGGAGGUGACCUAAGCCAAGAGAUUGAGCUGGCAGAGGGUCUGGAGAAUGAGGCAGCAGGCCGCAGCCAUGUGAUGCAGCGGGUGCUGAGUAUGGCGCAGUUCCUGUGGGUGUUGGGCCAGGCACUGGUGGACGGGCUGACGCGCUGGCUGCAGGCCUUCACGCGCCACCACCGCAACAUGAGUGAUGUGCUGCGCGCCGAGCGUUACCUCCUCACGCAGGAGCUGCUGCGGGGCGGAGAGGUGCACCGGGGCGUCCUGGAUCAGCUGUAUGUGAGUGAGGACGAGGCCGUGCUGCCAGGCCCUGCCGAUGGCCCCCAAGCACCGAGCACAGCAUCAAGCGGUCUUGGAGUUGAGGAGCCGCUGAGCAGCACAACCGAGGACACCUGCAGCCCCCUAACCACGGGCUACAACACCCGCAGCAACAGCCAGGAGGUUGUGGCUGACCCCUCAAGCCCUGAGGCUGGGCCUUCCCGCCGUGGCUCCCGAGAACUUCUAGCCAAUGCACGCACACGGACACGCACGGCCAGCGAGCUGCUGCUCAACAGGCGCCUGCACAUCCAGGAGCUGGAGGAGGCAGAGCAGUUCUCCGCCAGGCAAGGCCGAGCGCUGCGGCUCCUGCAGGCUGGGUACGAGUGUGUGGCUGCCCACUCGGAGCUGCUCUGCUACUUUAUCAUCGUCCUCAACCACAUGGUCACCGCCUCAGCCGCCUCCCUUGUGCUGCCCGUGCUGGUCUUCCUGUGGGCCAUGCUGUCCAUCCCUCGGCCCAGCAAGCGCUUCUGGAUGACGGCCAUUGUCUUCACCGAGGUCACAGUGGUCACCAAGUACCUCUUUCAGUUCGGCUUCUUCCCCUGGAACAGUUACUUAGUGCUGCGACGCCAUGAGAAUAAGCCCUACUUCCCGCCACGCAUUCUGGGCCUGGAGAAGACUGAUGGCUACCUCAAGUACGACCUGGUGCAGCUCAUGGUGCUGUUCUUCCAUCGCUCCCAGCUGUUGUGCUACGGCCUCUGGGACCACGGGGAGGACUCACUCUCCAAGGAACCUGACCGAGGUAGUGAGAAGGAGAAGGAGGCUGGGGAGGAGCCUGCGGCCCUGCUAGGACCUCAGACAGAGCCAGGGGUGGCCGAGACCCCACUCGAGGAUGACAUCCAGGUCAAAGCUAGGGCUGGAGCCAAGGACGAGUCCCUGGAGCCUGAAGUGGAACUCAAGCCCCGCAGCCUGAGGCGUAUCAGCCUGCGUUUCAGGAGGAGGAAGAGAGAGAGCCCAAAGCCCAAAGGACCAGCAGCCAGCGGAUCUGGGGAGGGGGAAGGAGAAGAGGAGGAAGAGGAAGAGGAGGAUGCUGUGGCCUCUGGGAGAGCCAAGAGACCCAGCCGCUCCCGGGAAAGGGUGAAGGCAGCCGGGCUGCGGCUACAGAGCUUCUGCCUGUCACUAGCCCAGAGCGUGUUCCAGCCCCCGCGGCACUUCUUCCAUGACAUUCUGCACAGCAAGUACCGUGCGGCCACCGACGUCUACGCGCUUAUGUUCCUGGCUGACGUCGUCGACUUCAUCAUCAUCAUCUUUGGCUUCUGGGCAUUUGGGAAGCACUCAGCGGCCACAGACAUCACGUCCUCGCUGUCAGACGACCAGGUGCCUGAGGCCUUCCUGGUGAUGCUGCUGAUCCAGUUCAGCACCAUGGUGGUCGACCGUGCCCUCUACCUGCGCAAGACCGUGCUGGGCAAGCUGGCCUUCCAGGUGGCGCUGGUGCUGGCCAUCCACCUGUGGAUGUUCUUCGUCCUGCCUGCUGUCACCGAGAGGAUGUUCAGCCAGAAUGCGGUGGCCCAGCUGUGGUACUUCGUCAAGUGCAUCUACUUCGCCCUGUCUGCCUACCAGAUCCGCUGUGGCUACCCUACCCGCAUCCUGGGCAACUUCCUCACCAAGAAGUACAACCACCUCAACCUCUUCCUCUUCCAGGGGUUUCGGCUGGUGCCGUUCCUGGUGGAACUGCGAGCGGUGAUGGACUGGGUGUGGACGGACACCACACUAUCCCUGUCCAACUGGAUGUGCGUGGAGGACAUCUACGCCAACAUCUUCAUCAUCAAGUGCAGCCGAGAGACAGAAAAGAAAUACCCACAGCCCAAGGGGCAGAAGAAGAAGAAGAUUGUCAAAUAUGGCAUGGGCGGCCUUAUCAUCCUCUUCCUCAUUGCCAUCAUUUGGUUCCCACUGCUCUUUAUGUCGCUGGUGCGCUCAGUGGUCGGUGUGGUCAACCAGCCCAUUGAUGUCACUGUCACCCUUAAGCUGGGCGGCUAUGAGCCCCUUUUCACCAUGAGUGCCCAGCAGCCGUCUAUCGUGCCCUUCACAGCCCAGACCUAUGAGGCGCUGUCCAAGCAGUUUGACCAUUACCCGCUUGCCAUGCAGUUCAUCAGCCAGUACAGCCCUGAGGACAUCGUCACGGCCCAGAUCGAGGGCAGCUCAGGAGCACUGUGGCGUAUCAGUCCCCCAAGCCGGACCCAGAUGAAGCGGGAGCUGUACAAUGGCACAUCAGACAUCACCCUGCGCCUCACCUGGAACUUCCAGAGGGACUUGGCCAAAGGUGGCACUGUGGAGUAUACCAAUGAGAAGCACACCCUGAACCUGGCUCCAAACAAUACAGCACGGUGGCAGCUGGCUAGCCUGCUUGAGGGCACAUUCAACCAGUCCGUGGUCAUCUCCAACCUUUUCCCCAAGUACAUUCGUGCCCCCAAUGGACCUGAAGCCAACCCCGUGAAACAGCUGCAGCCCAAUGAGGAAGAUGACUACCUGGAUGUGCGCAUCCAGCUGCGCAGGGAGGUGGGCACCGGGGCCGCUGGCUUCCUUGAGUGGUGGGUGGUGGAGCUGCAGGACUGCCAGGCUGACUGCAACUUGCUGCCCAUGGUUAUCUUCAGCGACAAGGUCAGCCCACCCAGCCUUGGCUUCCUGGCAGGCUACGGGAUCAUGGGCCUCUACGUGUCCAUCGUGCUGGUCAUCGGCAAGUUCGUGCGUGGCUUCUUCAGUGAGAUCUCCCACUCCAUCAUGUUCGAAGAGCUGCCUUGCGUGGACCGCAUCCUCAAACUCUGCCAGGACAUCUUCCUGGUGCGUGAGACUCGUGAGCUCGAGCUGGAGGAGGAGCUGUACGCCAAGCUCAUCUUCCUCUACCGCUCGCCAGAGACCAUGAUCAAGUGGACCCGCGAGAAGGAGUAGGGUGCCACACAGCGCACCGGAGAAUGAAGGAGCCGCCAGGCCACACAGCGUGGACAGGUGGGCAGGUGGCACUCCUGGCCCACAGGAGAGCAGAUGCCCCAGCCCAAGGCCACCAGCUGUGACACCUCCUCCCCGGCCCACCCGAGCCCUGAUGCUGCUGCCAAAGAAGGGAACGCCGUGUUCGCAUCCCAGCCAUGGGCUGCAUCCUGACCGGAGCCAUGGGAUCCCCCCAGGACUGGCCACACUGGGCCAGGGGUCCCGGCCUCCCUUCCCCACGCGUACUGUAGAGUUUUCUAAUUAAAAACUUCUUUAUUUAUACAAAUGAACAA